AAUCAUACAUACGUGUGUGUGUGACCUGGGGGCCCCAUCGCCCCGGCGGAACUCGCGUCGCAGCACGGGCCAGGGAGCACCCCGGGAGGGGUCCGGGGGCCGACCCUGGGGCGCAGUGCGGCCGGGCGGGGAGGGCGCCGUUGCCUCGGCGGGCGCCCUCGAGCAUCCGCGAGGCGAGCACCUUCAAGGCCUCCGCCUCGGACGCCCGGGAGGCGGAGGGCGGCACGUGCUCCAAGUCGCCGACGGGCGCGCACUCCUGGAAGUUUGGCAAGUGCAACCACUGCCAGGAUUGGAUUCUGGACAGCAUCGUGGAGCGCGUCGACGCCGUGGGGCCCCCCCCGCCAGGCCUCGCAGCCGAGGGGGCCGCGCGCGAGCUGCUGGCCUCGAAGGACCUGUAUAGCCAGGAGCCGAAGCACCUAGCGCCGUUCGACCUGACAAAGCUCAAGGUUGCCAAGGGACGCGCCCGGCCGCGGUCUGUGGCCAACUUCCUUCCUCCGUUGGCUGGGGAGAUGAUUCGGAACCCAGCGCAGUACAUAGAGAAGGAUGAGGGGGAGAUGGAGUUCACACGUCAGACAACUGAUCCCAUCAAGCCUUACUGGGAUCCAGUGCUUCGUUCUAGCCGACUGGAGCGAUGGAGGCUGUUCCGAGUGCUGUACGAGCUGGGGCUCAUCACGUUCAGGCCCCGUCUUCGCGCUCGAGCCGCCUUAUUUUUUGUGAAGAAAAAGAAACCUGGCGAGAUCAGAAUGAUAGUUGAUGCGAGGCAGGCCAACGCCUGCCACCGUGCGCCUCCGACCACUCGCCUUGGGUCGGCAGGCGCCCUCGCGGACCUCGACUUCUCCGACGGGAACGGCUCCUUCGGCGGCGUCGGCAGCGUCGUCGGCUGGGGCCCCCACGGGAACGAGGCGGACGUCGAGGAUUGCUUCUACAACUUUUCAAUAGACGGGCUGGCUGAGUGGUUCGGCUUCGACGACCCGCUGCCCGUUGCCACUAUCAGGGACACCUACGGCAUCAACAUUGGCUCUUUUUGGGACCCAGAUCUCCACAGGAUGGUUGCGGCGACUGACGACGUCGUGCUGUACCCGUGCAUGCGCGCCAUGUGCAUGGGCUGGUCUUGGGCCUUGUUUUUCGCUCAGGAAGCCGUAUCAGCUAUGACCUCCCGCGCCCUUCGGCCUUGCUCGACUCUGGAGCCGGCCAUGGUGAGGGAGCACCUCCCAGCGCCUGACCUCAACGAGUCCGGGGUCAUGGGCAGCGUCUACGUUGAUAACAUCACCGUCUUGGGUAAGACUGCCGCUGUGGCCCGUGAGGCCAGUGCCGCCCUUCGCGACGAGGCGGAGCGCUGUGGUCUCCCCAUCACUUGGUCGUACCCCGACGUCGUCACUCAUCUGGAGACGGUGGGGAUCGAGCUUGAUCUGAAGCAAGGGCGCCUGCGCAACAAGGCCUCCCGAGUCUGGAGGUUCGACCUGGCCACCCGGGCGCUGCUGGCCCGGGGUAAGAUGCGAGGUGAACACAUGGAGGUCUGGUUGGGCCACGCGGUCUCCCUGCUGAUGCUGGCCCGGCCAGGCUACGCUGCGCUGUCCGCCGUCAGACAGGAGAUGCGCAUCGUGGUCGGGCUGGUCUGGCUCGCGGAGGUCGACCUGGCAGCGCCCUACGUGCCGCACGUGUACGCCAGCGACUCCGCCGACCACGGGUACGGGCUCAUGUACAAGAGGGCCUCGCUCGGCGACCUGCGCUCGGCCUUCCGCUGGAAGGAGAAGUGGAGCUUCAAGCAGCACCUCCGAGGCGGCACGGCGCCCGCGACCGCCUUCGGCCAGUGGCUGCAGCGCCGGGCGGAGGAGGGCUCGCCGUCGGCGGGGGCCCACCAGCCGCGCCGCCGCCGCCGGGAGUGCCACGCCUCUUGGCGUGAGGGCGAUCUGGAGGUCCCGCCGCCGCAGACCGGACCUCUUGCGCCACCGCUCCCGGCCGCGUGGUGCGAACCCGAGGGCUUCCGCCUGGUGGCGGCGGAGAGGUGGCGCUGGCCGAGUGAGCACAUCAAUGUGAAGGAGACCCGAGCUGCUGUGAUGGGCCUUCGCCAUGCCUGUCGCGUCCGCAGCAACUGCGGACGCCGCUUGGUUUCUAUCGUCGACUCCAUGGUUUGUGUUGGCUGCCUGGAGAAAGGGCGGUCUAGCCGCUCAGCAGCUCUGAACGCACAGUGCCGGCGCGCGGCGGCCUACACGAUAGGGUGUAGGGUGCGAUGGAGACUUCGAUAUGUCAACGCGAAGUACAAUGGCUUCCUGGAGUUGUUCUCGGGCGAGGGCGGGCUUUCGGAGGCCUUCAAGGAGCUCGGCCUGAAGACCUUCCCCGGGAUGGACAUCAAGGACGGGGCCCACUAUGACCUCCUGGAUCCCGUGGCAUGGGCUCAGGCGGCCGCUCUGACCGCGCCUGCCGGCGCCCGCGGCGACGUGGGCGCUGCUGACGGCGGCGACCUGGAGGCACAGCUCCGGGAUGCUUCGCAGCGGCCAGCUUCGCGUGCCCGAGAGCGCCUCAGGCCGGCUCGGCCGCGGCUCCAAGCGGAGCCUGACCUCGGGCUCUCUGCAGCCGCCGACCCAAACGCCCUCGAGAGCCGGUACGACCACCUCCGGCCGUUCGUCGUCUUUGGCCAGGACUCCAACCUCGAGGCGGCUCGGAAGCAGUUCGUGGAGUCCAUCAAGGGUCACACGUUCAACUUCGGGCCCCGCGCUCCUGUCCCUGCUGAUGGAGGCGUGGCCCGUUUUGGUUCCGUCACCGCGAUCUCCUUGGAACGGUACGGCACCGCGGUUCGUGACUUCUUCGACUGGGCCACGCGAGGUGAUGAGGACCUGAGGAAGGCACCCGAAUCCAAAAUUGACCAGUUAAUGUGCAAGUAUUUUGACAAGCUGAUGAGUGAUGCAAGACACCCCGCUGAGGGCCGCUAUGCUCUCUGGGGCUACCUGACUUUCUUCCCGCGCUCUGACAUCGCCAAGUCUGCCCGCCUCAUGAUGGCCAGGGAGGCUAUGAAAGGCUGGACCCGCCGUUUUCCUGGCUCGUCUCGCCACCCAUGGCCGCUGUCAGUUUUCUUCCUGUUCAUGACAGUCUUUAUGAAAGACAAGCACAUCGGAGCCGCAGUAGCCUUAGCCAUCCAGCUGGACGCCUACCUGAGACCCUCAGAGAUCUGCGACCUACGGUGGUGCUCAGUGGUUCGCCCUUCGUCAUCAUCGUCGCGUCUAGCCCGAGGCCGCUGGGCCGUUGUUAUCGGCAACUCAGAUCUUGGUGAGACCACCAAGACAGGCGAGUGCGACGACACCGUGGUGCUCAACUCGCCAGGCCGAGACUGGGUCGGCUCGGUCCUCGAGAUGUGGGCCCGGCGGCGCCCGUCGAGCUCGCGCCCAGAGGAUCCAGUGUUCCCGAACCUGUCCUUGGCCAAGUAUGAGGCUCUUUUUAGACAGUACAGCCGGUCCGUCUUAGGUAAGACUGGCCACCUGACGCCGCACGUUGCACGCCACUCGGCGCCAUCCCAUGAUGUUCUGACGGGCGCUCGCAGCCUGAGCAUGGUGCAGAAGCGUGGCAGGUGGGCUCAUCCCAAGUCUGUGAAACGAUAUGAGAAGAGCGGCCGCCUCUUGCUUCAGGCUGCUCGCCUCCCGCCAGAGCUCGCAAGACGAGCUGCAGCAGCGGAGGCCUCCAUUUUUCAGUGUUUCCAAGAGGCCCUCCAGUAA
Messenger RNA from Prorocentrum cordatum, 3707 nucleotides. Lineage: Eukaryota; Dinophyceae; Prorocentrales; Prorocentraceae. The record is from the annotation of a GenBank genome assembly.